Molecule: messenger RNA, 375 nt
Organism: Punctularia strigosozonata HHB-11173 SS5
Lineage: Eukaryota; Fungi; Basidiomycota; Agaricomycetes; Corticiales; Punctulariaceae
Exons: 3
Coding region: 1-375 (124 amino acids)
Source: RefSeq, a predicted model, not a curated record
AUGCCUGACGACGAUGAGCCACCCAUCAGCAUGAACAUCAUACCCUGGAACCUCAUCUCACACCUGUCGACCCUCCUAGACAAAGAGCGAGAGGACUACACCGCUCAACGAAGCAUCGGCUACAUUGCAGCCUCAGCCCGCAUCCAAAGCGCACGCGUGUGCCGACACGUGCUACAGAACUCGGAGAAAAUGCCACGACCGGAGGAAGAGACCGGCCCACCUGGAAAACCGGAGAGCCCGAAGGAACCCGAAAUGCCCCGAGCACAACGGUCCAUGCUAAACCGCUUCAAGAAACGCAUGCACACGCGAACGAGGUCGGAACCACAGCCGGGAUACGCAGGACCACCAAAGACGCUGGUGCGAAGCAAAGACUGA